Messenger RNA from Adineta ricciae, 1245 nucleotides. NCBI's taxonomy places the organism in Eukaryota, Metazoa, Rotifera, Eurotatoria, Adinetida, Adinetidae. The record is from the annotation of a GenBank genome assembly.
AUGAUGGCGUCGAGCAAUGCGGACAGUACAUCAGCAAAAUCACCAGAGGUACAAUCUGAUCGAUUCACACGAGAUCAUCCUAAAUCGAUCAUUUCGAAGCCAGAUUGUUCAUCAGAUGAAUAUCAAGACGCAGUGGAUUAUUGGAGGAACAACCAAGCCGAGUUGGGAAAGAGAUAUGGAUCGUAUCUAAUGGCAAAAACGAAAACUAAGAAACGCAUUCCUCGUUAUUAUUUUAUCAAUAACAAGCGUACAAUACUGAUCAUACUUCAAGGUGAUAUUAUUCAAACUAAAGUCGAUGCCGUUGUGAAUGCUGCAAACGAACAUAUGACGGGUGGUGCUGGAGUCGAUGGAAUGAUUCAUAGAGCUGCCGGAUCGCAACUCUAUUCAGCUUGUGUUGCUCAUAAGCAAGUUGAAUCUGGUGUUCGUCUACCAACUGGACAUUCACGUAUUUUGUUGAGCUAUAAUAUGUCAUCGACAACUUACUAUAUCAUCAACACAGCUGGUCCCGUAUAUAAUAGCAGAAAAGUUUCGCAAUGUGCUGACCAGCUCUCUUCGUGUUACAAAACGGCACUUGAUUUAGCCAAUCUAUAUGACCUCGAAUCCAUUGGCUUUACUGCUAUUAGUUGUGGGAUAUUCGGUUAUCCAGCAAAUGACGGUGCCGAUGUUGCCCUUCAAACAAUCGAUAAAAAUGCCGGCUCAUUACCGUUAGUUGUAUUCGUCCUCUGGGACGAUCAUAUAUACGAUGCAUGGGUGAAGAAAGCUGAGGAAUUGAAAUUUGCGCCGUUCGAUCCUGUACAACCUACAUCAGAAGUUCUCCCUAAAGAGGAACCGGAUACAAAAGUCGAAAAACAAACUACAGAUGAAUCGAAAGCAAAUGAUGAUGAUUCCACAUUGAAGCACGAUAAACACGGUGAUUCUUCGACUCCUCACACGCCAGAAAUUAUGUCUAAAGAUGAGGUCGCCUCAUUAGUCGAUCGUUUACCUUCUAUUCCACAUGACUCAAUCGAUAGUCAAGAAACACAAACUGUGGACGAUGAUAAAGAUGCAAUGGAAGUGAGUCACGACCAGCCGUUGGUGUCUCAAAACACAAUGGAAAUGGCCAACUCUGAUUCUCAGCAAGAAGAAGAAUCCAAACAAGUACCUGAUGAAACAAAAGUAUCGAAUACUAAGGACGGUGAUGAUGAUGAAGAAUCUAAAAAGCGCAGAGGAUCGAGUGAAAUUGUCAAUGAUAAAAAACUUCAUUAA